Fukomys damarensis (Damara mole-rat) is the source of this 7103-nucleotide messenger RNA. It is a transcript of the gene Sik2, whose product is annotated as salt inducible kinase 2. Gene Ontology annotation, molecular function: protein serine/threonine kinase activity; tau-protein kinase activity; magnesium ion binding. The transcript has 16 exons. Gene Ontology annotation, biological process: intracellular signal transduction; microtubule cytoskeleton organization; protein phosphorylation. NCBI's taxonomy places the organism in Eukaryota, Metazoa, Chordata, Mammalia, Rodentia, Bathyergidae. The record is from RefSeq and is a predicted model, not a curated record. Bases 21 to 2798 code for a protein of 925 amino acids. Gene Ontology annotation, cellular component: cytoplasm.
GUCUAGCAGCGGGGCCCAGCAUGGUCAUGGCGGAUGGCCCGAGGCACUUGCAGCGCGGGCCGGUCCGGGUGGGGUUCUACGACAUCGAGGGCACGCUGGGCAAGGGCAACUUCGCGGUCGUGAAGCUGGGGCGGCACCGGAUCACCAAAACGGAGGUGGCGAUAAAAAUAAUAGAUAAAUCUCAGCUGGAUGCAGUGAACCUUGAGAAAAUCUACCGAGAGGUACAAAUAAUGAAAAUGUUAGACCACCCUCACAUAAUCAAACUUUAUCAGGUAAUGGAGACCAAGAGUAUGUUGUACCUUGUGACAGAAUAUGCCAAAAAUGGGGAAAUUUUUGACUACCUUGCUAACCAUGGCCGGUUAAAUGAGUCUGAAGCUAGGAGAAAAUUCUGGCAAAUCCUUUCUGCUGUUGAUUAUUGUCAUGGUAGGAAAGUUGUGCAUCGUGACCUCAAGGCUGAAAAUCUUCUACUGGAUAACAACAUGAAUAUCAAAAUAGCAGAUUUCGGUUUUGGAAAUUUCUUUAAAAGUGGUGAACUGCUGGCAACAUGGUGUGGCAGCCCCCCUUAUGCAGCCCCAGAAGUCUUUGAAGGGCAGCAGUAUGAAGGACCACAGCUGGAUAUUUGGAGCAUGGGAGUUGUCCUUUACGUUCUUGUAUGUGGAGCACUACCUUUUGAUGGACCAACUCUUCCAAUUUUGAGGCAGAGGGUUUUGGAAGGAAGAUUUCGAAUUCCAUAUUUCAUGUCAGAAGAUUGUGAGCAUCUCAUUCGAAGGAUGUUGGUCCUAGACCCAUCUAAACGACUAACCAUAGCUCAAAUCAAGGAGCAUAAGUGGAUGCUCAUAGAAGUUCCUGUACAGAGACCUGUUCUCUAUACACAAGAGCAAGAAAAUGAGCCAUCCAUUGGGGAAUUUAAUGAGCAGGUUCUGCGAUUGAUGCACAGCCUUGGAAUAGAUCAGCAGAAGACCAUUGAGUCUUUGCAAAACAAGAGCUAUAACCACUUUGCUGCCAUUUAUUUCUUGUUGGUGGAGCGCCUGAAAUCACAUAGGAGCAGUUUUCCUGUGGAGCAGAGACUUGAUGGCCGCCAGCGUAGGCCUAGCACCAUUGCUGAACAAACAGUUGCCAAGGCACAAACUGUGGGACUCCCGGUGACCAUGCAUUCACCAAACAUGAGAAUGAUGCGAUCUACCCUCCUCCCACAGGCACCUAAUGUGGAGGCCUUUUCAUUUCCAGCAUCCGGCUGUCACGCAGAAGCCGCAUUUAUGGAAGAAGAGUGUGUGGACACUCCAAAGGUGAAUGGCUGUCUGCUUGACCCUGUGCCUCCUGUCCUGGUGAGGAAGGGAUGCCAGUCACUGCCCAGUAACAUGAUGGAGACCUCCAUUGAUGAAGGGCUAGAGACAGAAGGAGAAGCUGAAGAAGACCCCAGUCAUGCCUUUGAGGUGUUUCAGUCCACGCGCAGUGGGCAGAGACGGCAUACUCUAUCAGAAGUGACCAACCAACUGGUCGUGGUGCCAGAAGCAGGGAAAGUUUUCUCCAUGAGUGACAACCCCUCCCUCGACAGUGUGGACUCUGAGUAUGAUAUGGGGUCUGCUCAGAGGGAACUGAACUUCCUGGAAGACAACCCUUCCCUUAAGGAUAUUAUGUUAGCCAAUCAGCCCUCCCCCCGCAUGACAUCACCCUUCAUAAGCCUAAGACCUACCAACCCAACCAUGCAGGCUCUGAGCUCCCAGAAACGAGAAGUCCACAAUAGGUCACCAGUGAGCUUCAGAGAAGGCCGCAGGGCAUCAGAUACCUCCCUCACCCAAGGAAUUGUAGCAUUUAGACAACAUCUUCAGAACCUUGCUAGAACCAAAGGAAUUCUGGAGUUGAACAAAGUGCAGUUGCUGUACGAACAAAUUGGAUCAGAAGCCGACCCUGCCUUGACAUCAGCUUCCCCUCAGCUCCAAGACCUCACUAGCAGUUGCCCUCAGGAAGAAGUUCCUCAGCCACAGGAAAGUGUCUCCACUCUCUCUAGCAGCGUGCAUCCUCAACUUUCCCAAAGGCAAAGCCUGGAAACUCAGUAUCUACAGCAUAGGCUUCAGAAACCUAGCCUUCUAUCAAAGGCCCAGAACACCUGUCAGCUUUAUUGUAAAGAGCCUCCACGGAGCCUGGAACAGCAGCUACAGGAACACAGGCUCCAGCAGAAGCGACUCUUCCUCCAGAAGCAGUCCCAGCUGCAGGCAUAUUUCAAUCAGAUGCAGAUAGCUGAGAGCUCCUAUCCUCCACCGAGUCAGCAGCUACCCCUACCCCACCAGGAGACUCCACCUUCAUCUCAGCAGUCCCCACCUUUCAGCCUGACCCAGCCCCUGAGCCCCGUCCUGGAGCCUUCUUCUGAACAAAUGCAAUACAGCUCUUUCCUCAACCAAUACGAGGAGAUGCAGCUGCAGCCCCUGCCCUCCACACCCAGUCCCCGGGCACCUCCGCUGCCCACGCAGCUGCAGCAGCAGCCACCACCCCCACCACCUCCUCCACCACAACAGCCAGGAGCUGCUCCUGCCCCCUUACAGUUCUCCUAUCAGACUUGUGAGCUGCCAAGUGCCACUUCCUCUGCACCAGACUAUCCUGCUCCCUGUCAGUAUCCCGUGGAUGGAGCCCAGCAGAGCAAUCUCACAGGCCCGGAUUGCCCCAGGAGCUCAGGACUGCAGGAGACCCCCUCCAGCUAUGACCCGCUACCCCUCUCUGAGUUACCAGGACUCUUUGAUUGUGAAAUGCUAGACGCUGUGGAUCCACAACACAAUGGAGUGGCUUGUCCUAUCAGCAGAUGAAUGCGUUAAGCACAAAGCGUCUUCCUUAAAGCACAAAGAAGAGAGCUACUACACUGAUGCUGCAUCUAGAAACACCUCUCAGUUGCCUUUCCUCUUUGUAGUCAGCACCGAGCAGGCGAGGGAAGCAGGGAUGUCUGAGAGCCAUCCUGGCCCAGCCCCUGUCAGUGCUGGGGACUCGAGCAGUGCUAGUGGCUGGCCAGAGUCUGCCUCAGCAUUGGGCUCCCCUCCGAGGUUACCAGGUUCUUCACAGAGUCACUCUGCUUGGAGUUGGGCUCUGGGUGUCAGUAGGACAGGGUAGCCGGGGAGGGGGUUAUCAUUUUGGUGAUUUAAUAAGUAAAAAUCCAGGAAAAAUGACUUAAAUUCCUUUUAUGGGCUGUUUGUUCCUCCUCAUGCUUAAGAGUGAUGAUUUUUUUUUCAUCAUUUAAGAGAUCAUUUCAUUAAGAUUUCUAAUCUUAAGUCUCCACAAAAGAAGCCAGUUAUAAAACAAUAUUUGAUUCGUUCAGACUGAAGGAGGAUAUUUUCCCAAAAUAUACUACAGAAGCACUGUAAUAUUGAUGAAGUUAAAAUAUCUUUGAGAUUGAAAAAGGGGGCCACUCAUUUCAGGACUGGAGGACUGGCACAGUGACAGAUUGGCAUAAACUCCUGCCCCCCAGUGGGGCCAUGAGCACUUAGCCCAGGAGACCUAGCUGGGAGCUAUGGCAGGACAGUUAGGUGCCAGAUGAGGGAUGAUGGAGAGGCUGGUGGAACGUAGAAGGACCCAUGAGAAGUUGGGAAGAAUCAAGCAGCAGCCUGCCUGUCAGGCACCAACAAGCAGUGGUGUGGAUGGUCACCCGAUGAAGAGUACGACCCUUCCAGCUGGAACCUCUAUUGUAAGCUCCUGUUUGCUUCUCUCACUUAUCUCAAACAGAAACCAUAAAUUCCAUAGCAAUGUAUAUUUCCUGAAAUGUAAGCUGGUGAGCAGAGACUGAUUCUGUUGAUCAGUGAGGUGUUUGCUGUCUGACUGCCUGUUACUCUAUUCACUAACUAGUGACCCUUGGAGACUUCUGAGCAGUUUUCACUUCACAAAUACAAAAGUAACACUACGAAGGUUAGGACCACUCUUUUGAUGAGAGGCUUCUUUAAAAUACUGACUUAUUCACAUCAGCAGUGUGUACACUACUGUAUAAUAAUCAUUAGCUUUAUUAUCUUGUCAACCAGGCUCCUCAGAAGAGACUUUGGUGAGAUGAACGUGAGAUAAAAAUUUCAUUUGGCUAAAAGUGCAAUAUAUGUGGUACUUUUUUUAAUUUUUUGAUUUUUUUUUUUUUAAUCCAGGGGUAUCUCUUUGCUUGGGGAAAAUGCACUAAUUCUGCAAUUUCCAGUUUGGCAAAUGUGUCUCCUGUAUUUACAUGCAACUGAAAUGCUGGUCCCUGUAAGGCAAAUAAAGCACUUAGCACAGCAUUCAUUCCCAAGAGUGCCCCAAUCCACUUUUGCCCUGACUAGGCUUGCACUGCCCUCUUCCUACCUUGGGAACAGGGAAGUGGAUGGUUCCCCACACCAACAACUCUCCAGAUUCCACUGAAUGGGAGACGACAUGCCUUAACCAGGAGGAUUAGAGCUAGGACUGAAGGACUGUUAAGAGAACAAAACUCCUUCUUUGGUUCAGACUUUGCCUCCUGGAAGUCUUUCUUCCUCAGAAAUUAAGACUUCCCCAGUGUUUAAACUGUGCCCUGGUGUCAGGGGUGUGGAAAUGAAGUCGGCUCUCAUGACCUGAGCCAUGGGCAAAGCGGGGAUACUGUGCAGUAUCACCUCUGCCCUGCCCCAGCCCCUCAGAUAACAAGGUAAACUCUCCCAUCUCCUGUCAUGCACUGGGGGUGUCACUAUACCUAAGUCAGGAACACUCAUAAGGACCUCUGCCCUGUUGUUAGACCUGGGGGAAAGGGCAUUUGAGUCUAAGCUGGAGAGUGAUUGGGUGGAAGGUGGUGGGAAAUAGCAGCUUCCGGUAACAGGUGGUCAGAGUCCCAGGCGUGUCGGUGUCGGAACAGCCUCUGCUUACAUGCACACAGGAACUGGGGACAUAGUGCCUCCUUUGCCAGGUCCUCCAGUAUCUAGGCAAGCCCCCGUUUCCCAAUAAAUUGGAAUCGGUUUUUCUGCUUUGGAUUACAUUUACAAACCUAUGUCAACAGUUACACUUAAUUUCCACAUUGGGUUAAAGAAAAUCCAUACUCCAGGUUAACUUUUUCACAUUCCUCCUCUUUUAGAGACCCUUUCUAGUAUCACUUGACAGCACUGGUCCCUGUAAACAGUUGGGGAAUUUCUGGCUGGCACUGACCUUGGCUGCAUUUGUGCCCCUAUGCUGGGCUGGCUCUACUCUCUCCUUAGAAGCCACCCAAGCCUCUCGGUCUCUUUGUGCCUAGACAUCAAAGGUAAAAACUGGAGAACAGGUAGUAAGUUAAAAGUAGUUAUUUAGGCAUGGGUCUUUGAUCAUUUUGUUGUUUCUGGGAACUUUUUCAGGACUCUUCAGAGUAAUUUGUGAAAGACAGGGGAAGUGUCAUCUGUCUAUGCUUCUAAACUGGACAAAAACCAUUUUUUUACAUUUAUAUGUCCCUUUCCACAGGUACUGUCUGUGGCCCAAGCAAGUGACUGGUAACACAGAGCUUUGUUGGCCCUUGGAGAUGGCAAAACCUGACUAAGGCAGUGCCUGUUAAGUCCUGUUUCAGCCCUAGAGCCUGAUUUCCCAGUACCCCCUCACAUACUUGUUUUACAAUUUUUUUCACCAAUUAAAGUAGUCUUGCCAGCUCUAGAAGACACCAUCUCCGUCCACAUCUUAUCGGGCAGAUUUCAACACGUUUGGCCCAUGUAGACAUCUGCUAUUGCACAGAUUGAGACAGUCAGCAGCACUGCCCAAGAGACUCAACCAGUAAUAGUUUUGAUGGUUUCCUGCCCAAUUACUAUUCAGCUUGCCUGUCUAAAAGGAGAAGUAGCUUCCAUUUUUAUGUUAACUUACGAAGCACUUUCAUAAGUAAUCUCUUUAUAAUCCUCACAAUUCUGUGAAGGUAGGGAGAGGCACUGGCCUUGUUUUUCACAGCUGAUGAAACCAAAGUUCUUGGGUUGUAUAUGUGACGUAUCUGAGGUCACAGAGCUCACAGGCCAAACACUUGGGUUGAUUGGCCUCUCAGGCUGUGAGAAGUCUCUUUCCUCAAUAGCACCCGAUUCUUUUCAUAAGCAAACAGCUAUGUAAAGCCUCCAUUGUGGUCAAGCACUGGGUAAGUUUAACACUGUCUCCACAGCAACUGUCUCCACAGCUGCACUCUCCUCUUGACAGCUGUCUGGCUUUCAGGAAGAGGCCCUUCAGGUGACAAGGGCAGCCUUCCAGGUAGCCUGCAUUGGACAAGGCUGAGGGAGACACUAACUCUAGACUGGCCAUCCUCUCAGUGCUCAGUAAACCACAAAAGUUUAGGCUCAUAUCAGAGAUGCCCAUUGUUUCCCAAAUGAUACCGUUAUUUCCUUGGGAAGUAUAUGAUAGAAAGGCGGGUAUGAACAGUCCAGCAUCAGCCACCAAUGCAGGUCAACAGAUUCAAGCCCAAGGAAGGGGCUGCUCAAAGAAGAAUCAGGAACUCAGCCUUGAUCCAGAGGAGGAUAUAACAUUUCCCUACAAUUAAGUCCCAUCAAGGAGUGCUUGCUAGAUAUGUUUAGGAUUGAAGAAAAAGUAGUUAACAUGCUUUUAUUGAAUACUUUGUCUUUUCAGAGUAAAAAUGGGUACGCAGAAGGGUUGAAGGGGGAUAAAAAUAGAAGUACAAAAUAUCCUGGGAAAUAUGACCCCAGAUGGAAUAAUGUUACAUUAGCAAACAGAUAACUAGGACUUGCUGCUGGCAGUGUGAUGCCUUAUCUGUUCAGGAUUUGCUCAAAGAAAUUCAAGUUGUAAGACCUUCCCAUUACUGAUGGUAAAUCUGCCUUCCCCAAAAUCUCUAGAGGGGAGAGCAGCAGAGAAAAGAUUCACUUGUUUGGGAGCUGCAAUUUAAGAAAUAAAAAGCGACAGAUGUUUGCACUUUGUAGAAAGGGCAAGAUUAUUUGCUUAUUUCUGAAGGGAGAAGAGUGGUCUCGCUGGAUGUUUGGUCUGUGAUAAGAUUAAUCGUAGUUACUUUUGUGUGCUUUUUAAAUUACUAAGAAAAAUUGGUGAGUUCAAUAGUUUUGUUAUUUUGAAUACAAAUCAUAAUGGCUCUAAUGUGAAAAAAAAAUCAGUGUAACUUGUCAAUGUUAGAAAAUUGCCUAAAAUGCAAUUUAAUAAAUGAUCUUUAUACCAAACAGUAAUUUUAAUCGGGUAAUUUU